Molecule: messenger RNA, 1354 nt
Organism: Cephus cinctus (wheat stem sawfly)
Lineage: Eukaryota; Metazoa; Arthropoda; Insecta; Hymenoptera; Cephidae
Gene: vnc
Product: N-alpha-acetyltransferase 11
Exons: 2
Coding region: 643-1197 (184 amino acids)
Biological process (GO): N-terminal peptidyl-glutamic acid acetylation
Cellular component (GO): NatA complex
Molecular function (GO): protein-N-terminal-glutamate acetyltransferase activity; protein N-terminal-serine acetyltransferase activity
Source: RefSeq, a predicted model, not a curated record
UACGACAAGUUUUGAAGGCGUGCUUACCCGGUUGAACUUUGACGAAAUGAUAUUUAUGCGAGUCCAUAACCUCUUUACGUAGCCCGUGGAAAAUUCAAUAUGGCGUGUUUGACGUGCUUGAUAAGAUUCGACGUGGUUGCUUGUCCUAUGUUGAGCUACGUUUCUCUCCGUUAUAUAAAUACUUGUGCCGAAAACAAUACGUAUCCUUAUAAAUUUCACGGACUUGUCACAAUUCCAAGAGGUUAUGAGACAGAGAUCUUGUAAACGCGCAUCCUAGGCACAGUGUAUAAAGAGGUCGUUCGUGGACAGAACGAGUAGAGAUCAGCACGUUAAUGAUGCAGGAAAUUGCUCUGGCAGCCUUCUCCGUAAUUUCGAGUUUACUCAUCGUUUUUGGUCUUAUACUUCUUGGUUGGUAUCUUGUUUGGAAGUUCUUCCUGUCCAGAUUUAGAUUCGUGAGAGAACUUCUUGGUGGUAUGAGUGAGUCUUCGUCAGUGAAUGAUUUGAAGAACGGCAGAUCUCGCAUGAAAAAGGUGCGUCGAGACUAAGGACGUUCCUACAGGAAGAAAUAUAGAAUUGUAUUUGAUUGGAUAAAUAAGGUGGAGGAAGAUUUAUGUACUACGAGUUAAGUAGCAAGAAUUCAUCAUGUCUAUAAACAUACGCUGUGCAUCGACAGAGGAUCUUCUCAAUAUUCAACAUUGCAAUCUGCAGUGUUUGCCAGAAAAUUAUCAGAUGAAGUACUAUCUUUAUCAUGCGUUAUCGUGGCCACAAUUGAGUUACGUAGCAGAGGAUGAAAAAGGACGUAUAGUAGGUUAUGUCUUGGCCAAAAUGGAGGAAGAUUGCGAAGACAAUCCCCAUGGUCAUAUUACAAGUCUGGCUGUGAAGCGUUCCCACCGUCGUCUGGGAAUUGCUCAGAAGCUUAUGAAUCAGGCCUCUAGGGCAAUGGUCGAGUGUUUUGGAGCAAAAUAUGUUUCCUUGCACGUGCGACGCAGCAAUAGAGCUGCCCUCAAUCUGUACACGAGUAGUCUACAAUUUGAGGUGUCGGAGGUGGAACCAAAAUAUUAUGCUGAUGGGGAGGAUGCAUAUGCCAUGAAGAGGGAUCUAAGUAGUUUUUAUCAAGAAAAAAAUGCAGCCAAGGAGAAAGUGAACAAGGAUGGUACUCCUCAUAUGCAUACUGGCAGAUGUUGCGAGCACUCCUAGUCACGCUUACAAUUCAUUAAAUUACAUAAACAAUGUUUUCUUGACACUAGGUACACUACUUCUUAAAUGCAAAUUUGAUUAUAGCCAAAACUGUAUAUGUUUUAUAUAGUUACAUUAUGUGAAUCAAUUCUUUGAAUAUAAUGGCAACAGAAAAUUU